Molecule: messenger RNA, 480 nt
Organism: Dibothriocephalus latus
Lineage: Eukaryota; Metazoa; Platyhelminthes; Cestoda; Diphyllobothriidea; Diphyllobothriidae
Source: the annotation of a GenBank genome assembly
GAUUGUUUCAAGCCCGGCAAGACUUCGAUUAUCUACAUGACAGACGGCAUGCUGAUUCAGGAAAUGGCGCGUGAUCCUCUCCUCCGUCGCUAUCGCAUUAUCAUGCUGGAUGAGGUGCACGAGCGAUCUAUCCAGGUAGAUUUACUGAUGGGUUUGGUCAAGAAAGUACUUCGAAAACGGCCCAAUGAUUUACGGGUUAUUGUCUCCUCUGCAACUCUCGAGGCUCAAACAUUCAUCGACUACUUUCAAGACCUACAUAUAAAAGGAGAGGAAGAAGGGCACGAUAAAAUAAACAGUACCCUGAAUCCUGUCGCCCACCUUCAUGUUGAGGGCCGCCAGUACCCAGUAAACAUCUAUUAUCUUCAGGAUCCAACACCUUGCUACGUCCAGGAAUCCAAGACGACUGUCUUCAAGCUUCAUGAAGAUCGCCCGCUUGGGGCAGAUAUUCUCGUUUUCUUGACAAGUAUGAUUCCUUCUUAA